AUGGACGGGAACCCUUUCAACGCAGGCGCUCCUGGCGCUGAGGAAGUCGAUCUCUAUGAACUUCUCGAGAUCGACAGAACUGCCACACCUGAUCAGAUCAAGAAGGCUUAUCGCAAGGCCGCCCUAAAGUACCACCCAGACAAGGUCGCUGAAGAGCAUCGAGAAGAAUCCGAAGCCAAGUUCAAGGAAGUCACGCACGCCUACGAAAUUCUCAGCGAUGAGCAGAAGCGCGAGCUCUACGAUGUCCACGGAAUGGCCGCCUUCGACAAGUCCCGAGGCGGCCCCGGUGGCCCUGAGGUCGACCUCAACGAUAUCCUCUCCCAAAUGUUUGGCUUUGGCAUGGGUCCCGGAGGCCCUGGUGGCCCUGGAGGUCCCGGCGGCGCUCGCCGACCCAGACGUGGUCCUGAUGAGGAGCAAGAGUACAAAGUGACGCUCGAGGAGCUUUACCGUGGUAAGACUGUCAAGUUUGCUGCCAACAAGCAGGUACUUUGUGGCCAGUGCAAGGGCUCCGGCGGCAAAGAGAAGUCCAAGUCUUCUUCCUGCGAGCGCUGCAAGGGUAAUGGUAUCGUUGAGGCCUUCCGCCAGAUAGGGCCUGGUAUGAUGCGCCGUGAGACCGUUAUUUGCGAUCACUGCCAGGGUGCUGGCCAGGUCUUCAAAGAGAAGGACCGGUGCAAGAAGUGCAAGGGCAAGCGAACAACACAGGAGAAGAAGGUUCUCGAGAUUUACAUCCCCAGAGGCUCGAUGCAGGGCGAGCGUAUCGUCCUGGAGGGUGAAGCCGACCAGUAUCCGGACCAAACGCCUGGCGAUAUUGUCUUCACACUUGUGGAAGAACCCCAUGAUGUCUUCACUCGCAUUGGACAUGAUCUGUCUGCUGAACUAACUGUAUCUCUUGGAGAGGCUCUAUCAGGAUUCUCACGAACAGUAUUCAAGCAUCUCGAUGGACGUGGCAUUCACAUCGAGCGGCCUCAAGGCAAGAUCCUACGACCAGGUGACUGCCUCAAGGUUCCCGGCGAGGGCAUGCCUAUGAAGCGUGGCGAGACCAAGGGUGACCUCUACUUGAUUGUCAAGGUGGAGUUCCCUGAGGAUGGCUGGUUGAAGAGCGAAUCGGAGUAUGAGACACUGCAAAAAAUGCUGCCCCCUCCCCCUGCGAACAUUGAAGCCGAGGAAGUCGACGAAGUCGAGUAUGAGGACGAUGCUGACAUCGAGAAGAUGGGUGAGAACUCGGGUGAUGGCCGAUUCGGUGGCGACUGGGAGGACGACGAGGACGAUAUGGGCGAUGGCCAAGCUCAGUGCCAGACCCAGUGA
Messenger RNA from Fusarium tjaetaba, 1305 nucleotides. RefSeq lists its product as uncharacterized. The record is from RefSeq and is a predicted model, not a curated record. Lineage: Eukaryota; Fungi; Ascomycota; Sordariomycetes; Hypocreales; Nectriaceae. The coding region runs from base 1 to 1305 and encodes 434 amino acids. The transcript has 4 exons. Gene Ontology annotation, cellular component: cytoplasm. Gene Ontology annotation, biological process: response to heat; protein refolding. Gene Ontology annotation, molecular function: Hsp70 protein binding; ATP binding.